AUGGCACACGGAAACGAUAUUGUUCAUAAGAAUCAUUUCCGAAAACACUGGCAGGGGAUGGUUAAGACCUGGUUCAAUCAGCCAGCCCGAAAGCACCGCCGUGCUGAGGCUCGCAAGGCCAAGGCUAAGCGCGUUGCCCCUAAACCUGCCUGUGGACCACUUCGCCCCAUAGUUAACUGCCCAACGCGUCGUUACAAUAUGAAGGUUCGCGCUGGACGUGGAUUCACAUUGCAAGAACUCAAGGCUGCUGGUCUCAGCGUUCCUGUUGCACGUUCAAUUGGCAUUGCUGUUGAUCCUCGCAGACGCAAUAUUUCUAUGGAAGGCCUUAAUCGAAAUGCUGCAAGGCUUCGCCAUUAUAUGAGCAAGGUUAUACUUUUCAACAAGGCUAAAAUCCUUCCUGUUCCUUGCCAUACUGGAGAACUUAAGAACGCCAAGCAGCGCAAUGCUCUUCCGGCUAUUCAUCAAAAGUAUGUGUUCGAGAAGGCUCGUAAGAUCACUGACGCCGAUAAAAACUACUCUGCUUUCCACGCUAUCCGUCAACACCGAGCUAACAAGCGUUUGGCUGGUAAACGUAUGAAGGCCCGUGCUGCCAAGGCUGCUGAGUAA
Rodentolepis nana is the source of this 606-nucleotide messenger RNA. NCBI's taxonomy places the organism in Eukaryota, Metazoa, Platyhelminthes, Cestoda, Cyclophyllidea, Hymenolepididae. The record is from the annotation of a GenBank genome assembly.